Rhodamnia argentea is the source of this 1358-nucleotide messenger RNA. RefSeq lists its product as uncharacterized. The transcript has 3 exons. Bases 173 to 1135 code for a protein of 320 amino acids. The record is from RefSeq and is a predicted model, not a curated record. NCBI's taxonomy places the organism in Eukaryota, Viridiplantae, Streptophyta, Magnoliopsida, Myrtales, Myrtaceae.
CAAAGUAAGUAACUUUUGUAUGUGGACGCGUCCAUAUACUUAUGAAUCUCGUGUGGAUUCGCUUCGAAGACCAAAAUAUUUUACACACGCAUGCACCCAUCGCUCCCGGACAUUGCUUGCGGCAAUCGUAUGCUCCUCGUAUCGGUAGUCUUGGAGGUGCUAGAGGUUUGGGAUGACCUCGUUUAGACUCUCUUCCCGAGCCUCCCACUCGCUUCUCUCUUCUUUCUGCAGAAGAAGAAACUUGACUGUGUUUCCGUCUCUUCAAAGGUCGCAAUGCUUUUGCCAAGAAUUGGGUCCGAGUACAAGAACGAGCCGCUUCUCUGGUGGGGCUUGUCCCAUUUUUCAAGCAUCACGUAUGUAUGCUGGUGAUGAGCGCAGAUAUUACAAUCUCUUUAAUGGAGGUAAGCCAGGAGAUGAAGAAUUCAGGAAAUCCUGGAGCCAGGAGAUGGAAGAAGACACUUCCGUAUGGACAGGAAGUGAGGAUGAAGGCGAAACUAAGAGUCGGAACAAUCUUGAAAGAAAGAUUCGUAAAGUCAGGCAAGAGGCGAAAGAGCAUUCUGACCUGAUUGAUGCAGAUGAUAGUGAUGAACUACAUAGUAUAUGGUCUGAUAGUGAUGAGGAGAAGACAUUGUGGACCGGCAGUGAGUGCGACGAUGACAACGACAUUCCUACUGAAGCAUACCCCAAUGAAGCCAGUGAUAAGUACAUAGACAAGUUAUUCGAGUUUGAGGAAAAACCGAAAUACAGGACGAUCUCAGAGCUGCUGAAAUCUGAAAAUGAACCAGAAGAGUUGUCCCCUGGGAAGAAAGCCCGGAAAAUAGCAGUUGAGAAUGCCCUGAAGAAAUUGAAAAAGGGACCCGAUGGUCGGUAUAUUAACGUGUGGGAAGUCAUGAGUGACUUGGACAUUUUAAUUGGAGCUUUCGAGAAUAUAGUUUCUGGACCCGAGUACGAGGAACUCAGACAGGGAGGGCCUAAGAGGUUGAAUAUGCAGUUCUUCAAGGAUAUCCAAGCACGUAUGAGGGAUCCGAAUUACAAGUUCUCGCCUGAAUUGAAGCUGAAACCAAAGAGCAAGCUUGUUCUGAGGAAGAAAUGGCAGAAGGCGCAAUCCAGGAGGAGAAAAGCACAAAAGCGCUAAGUAGCUUCUUUUCAAUUUCAAAGCCAAAACUACCUGUGUAAGCUGCUUCUUUUCAACCAUUAAACCACCUGUGUUCUGAUUACUACGUGCUUUAGCGUAAUUCUAUGAUUCCAAUGAUUGGUUUGGUUGUUCUAUAACCGAUACCAUACUAUUCAUACAAGUAAGAUGUGUUACAAUGGGUGAUUGUGAUAGAGAAACAGUACAGAAACCUCUAGGUUGGGUU